Diatraea saccharalis (sugarcane borer) is the source of this 1851-nucleotide messenger RNA. Lineage: Eukaryota; Metazoa; Arthropoda; Insecta; Lepidoptera; Crambidae. The record is from the annotation of a GenBank genome assembly.
UUUCACAAAUAGAAAAAAUUAAAAACAUUAAAAUAAUUAUUAUCAACAAAAUGAGUCAAGAAACGAAAUUUAUCGACUUCAUUGUCAAGACUCUAAGAGUUGUCCUAUCUUAAGUAUUUGUCUGCUGCUGCUUCUAUGAAUAACAAAACAAUGCAUUGAGAUAAACAAAGCAAGGGACUCCUGGUUAAAAAAAUGGCACUACUAUAAAUACAAAUAGCAAUUUCAAAAUUGCAUCAGUCCUUAAGGUGAAAUUGUGAGAGAAGGAGCAAACUAACUUCUUAAAGAUGUUGGGAAAGGCAUUAAUUCUGUUAACUGUCGUUAUUAUUGCGAACUCAGCGGAAAUGUCAUCGUCAUAUGCGAUGUUAGAAAAGCAAGCGAAUUUCAAGCCAGAUUUGAAAACUGAGCCAGUAGCAAAAUCUACGAGAGAUGAAGUUUUGGAACCGGUACGUCAUCCAAUAUUCAGAGCUGAGGAACAUAAUAAUAGGCGGGCGAAGAUUGAACCAGUAAGACCAACGGGGCCUGUGAUAAAACACGAUAGAAUGUUGUCCGACCAACCAUCAGACGUAUCAACGGAAGUUAAUAGAAUCGAUAAUCUUGCCAUUCCCGGUUAUGGUUACGUACCAAAUCCUGUGGAAGUUGCAUAUCCCGAUAUCCCUUAUGCCCCUGGAUACAACUACGAUAAUGGAUACUCUGCUUCUAACAGCUACGAUAUGUACGGCAAUAGUCCAGGUCCGUACUAUGGAGAGCCAGACGUAUCACCAUUCAGUAUGUUAUGGGGUCAAGUUCCAGAUUCUAGGACUAUCGUCAGCUACGUCGGUAGAACAAUAUCCUGGGUCUUCAGCAGUUUCUUCGUGCUCUUUCUCGGUUCUCUUAUUACCAUUGGAGUUUGUACUUAUACGGACCUAUGUGUUAUUCAUUUCAAUGGUGUUGGCCCCAUUCACGAGGAGAUGAGGUCAAUUAUUACCCCGGAACGACUGGAGAAAAUAAGCAAUGCCGCCGAUUUUGUAAAAACCGCUAUCAAUAAGUAUCAAAAGAUUCAGACUGUAGCUGACGUAGCGGCAAGUAGACGACGUCGUUAGAUAAUGUUUUAAAAUAAAUACUUAUCCUGAGUAGGUAAUGUUAUCAUUUUUAAAUUAAGUUUUUUAUGUUAAACAGAACUUAAAUAAAACAAAAUUAAUAUAAAUACUUUUGUGGUUUUAUUCAUAAUUUAAAUGAUUUAUAGGAUUUAGUACCUACUUAAUAAAUAUGUUGAUUUUUAUGUUACAAGAUGAAUUUGUUUUCUGUGCAUAAUUAUUUUCCUAUGGUUUACUAUCGAUAAAUAUAAAACAUAUACCUAUAUGAAGUUUAUGUAAAUUAUUUUGAAAUUGAUUUAUUUUUUUAAUAAUAUUAACAAUUACAUGUGUACUUUAAAAGUAAUGAACAAACUGUACCUACAGUUGACAAAAAAGUGCAUGAAGUUUCGUGUACAGUACGGAAUCAUAAGAAGCAACGUAUUUUAAAACAUUUUUUCUUUUUUUUCCUGAUGUUAGCGGGUUUUUUUUUACUUGCGAGAGAAAAGGAUGGCAAUUAGGUUCAGCGUGACAAACAUGAGUGCACUGAUUACAGUUUUUUUAAAUUUACUCAUUUAUUAAACGUUGCUAUUUAAAAAUUAAAAACAAAAUAUAAUUCAGUGAUUAAUAUACAUAUCACUUUAUUUAUCACACUUUGCUUAUCACAAGCUUAGAAUGUGAACCCAAAAAUAGGAUGAACAAACUUGAAAUAAUAAAAAUAAAAUCAAAUGUUAUAAAUAAAUAAUUUAAUGAUCUCUUUGGUUUUAAAACUUAUAACAUAAAUUAUUUCACUAGGUAUGUA